Ficedula albicollis (Collared flycatcher) is the source of this 1140-nucleotide messenger RNA. Its product is annotated as phospholipase B1, membrane-associated-like. The record is from RefSeq and is a predicted model, not a curated record. Gene Ontology annotation, molecular function: A2-type glycerophospholipase activity; phosphatidylcholine lysophospholipase A1 activity; retinyl-palmitate esterase activity. Gene Ontology annotation, biological process: phospholipid metabolic process. Bases 1 to 1140 code for a protein of 379 amino acids. The transcript has 15 exons. NCBI's taxonomy places the organism in Eukaryota, Metazoa, Chordata, Aves, Passeriformes, Muscicapidae. Gene Ontology annotation, cellular component: brush border membrane.
AUGUGUCAUUCAGCUCUCAUCAGCACCUUCAACCCCUCGGUCCUACACCUGUCCCCUCCGCCUGGCACAGUGGGAGAGACACCGGACAGCCAAGCCAGAGACCUCCUGCAUCAAGCUGAAGAAAUAGUGGAGCUCAUGAAAGCAGAUCAGAUGAUGGACUUCCAAAAUGACUGGAAACUGAUCACAGUGUUUUUUAGUGCUGAAGCCCCAUGUUCCUCCUAUGCUUCCACACAACUGAAGGACUGCAUAUCAGAAAACCUGGAAAACCUUACAGUUGUCUUAGACUUUUUGUAUGAGAAGGUUCCCAAGGCCUUCGUAAAUCUAGUGGAUUCCACUGAGCUCACAACUGCCUCUCUUGCAUGCCAAGAUUACAGUAAUGCCAGCAAGCCAGGCAGGAAUCAGUGCAGUUAUGUUGAGCACUCCACAUUACAUGAUAACAUACUAAGGUGGUCCUAUCAGGAUGCUUUGGAAAAACUACUGGAGUCUGAGAGGUUUGAUCAAAAGAAUGACUUCACUGUUGUCCUUCAGCCUUCCCUCCAAGGAAGAAAUUUGCUGCUCAGACUGGGCACCACAUCAAAGACACAAGUGGAAGUUCUGGAGGAUUAUAUUUUCAUGGCUGUGAGCCUCUGGAACAACAUGAUGCAGCCAGUUGGACAGAAGCAGCCUUAUGGGGUCACAAAAAUUGUCCAGUGUCCAUCUCAGGAAAAUCCAUAUUUGUUUACAUAUAGAAAUAGUAACUACUCAUCUUCCCUGAGGACAUCAAACACCAAAGAAACACCUCAGGAGAGGAGUUAUGGAACAAAUAUUCCCUGUCCUGACCGGGUUCCCUCUGAUACAGUUCCCAUUUCAGUUCAUAAUUUGAAACCAGCAGAUAUUCAGGUGAUUGCUGCCCUGGGAGAUUCACUCACAGCAGGUAAUGGGGCAGGAUCCAAACGCUAUGAUGUUCUGGAUGUCCUGACUCAGUACCGAGGCCUUUCUUGGAGUGUUGGAGGAAAUGAAAACAUAAGCACAGUCACGACACUACCAAAUAUUCUUCGUGAGUUCAACCCAUCCUUGGUAGGAUAUUCCAUUGGCACUGGAAGACAGAAUUCUAUUAAUGCUGCGUUCAACCAAGCUGUGGCCGGGGCUCGUGCACAGUAA